AUGAAGAAUGAAGUGGAUAUUAAUGGCGGUUCUGUUGACCCAUCAAGGAAUGAGGAAGCAAAGAAAGGUUGGAGAAAAGUAUUAGAACAAAUAGAGAGUUGGAUGGUUCACGAAGACAUGGAGGAUAAAUGGUUGGAACAAAUGAGAGGAAAUUUGGGCUUAAUAGCAACAAUUAUCACAACAAUGACAUUUCAAACAGGUCUUAAUCCACCUGGCGGCAUUAGGCCGGUUAAAGAUGACGGAGUUACGCGAUGUAUCUUCAUCCAAAACGUACAACAAUGUCCGGGUGAAACUGUCUUGGGCGUUUUACAUCCAAGUGAUUAUAUUUUGUACAUUUAUUCGAACACUAUAUGUUUUAUUUCUUCACUAUGUGUUUUAUUUUUGCUUGUGAGUGGAAUUCGUUUGAAUCAUAGGUUUCCGAUUGGGAUUUUAUCAGUUGGGAUGUGUCUCACUCUCACAAGUCUUGUUGUGACUUACAUAACUGCACUAAGAAUGCUUACCCCAGAUGUUGUUUGGGGUGAAGAAAAAAAGUUAAUAAAACUAUUGUAUAUUAUUUCGGCUGGAAUGUUGUUGUUCUUGGCCUUGUUCCUCACACUACGUAUCACUAUUUGGGGAGUCAAUGUUUUCAGCAAAAAGAAAAAGAACUCCCAAGUUUUAGAAUAG
Molecule: messenger RNA, 663 nt
Organism: Lathyrus sativus (Indian pea)
Lineage: Eukaryota; Viridiplantae; Streptophyta; Magnoliopsida; Fabales; Fabaceae
Source: the annotation of a GenBank genome assembly